GGUGGGAAUUCCGAACCCUCUCAUGCUCUGCCGCGCCGCAGCUGAGAGCCAAAGGAGCAUCUUCCCCAUCGUAUACCGCCGCCUGCUCUCCGGCCGACGUCACUCCCGACCCAUAGAUUCCCUCACCACUUCCAUCCGCCCAUUUCCAGAAUACUCCCCCAAGAAGCCUUCCAUCCACGACGCUGACCUCGUACGCAGCGUCGUCACCGCCCUCAAGCAGCGCCGGUUGGAGCCUGCAAGCGAAGUCCUAGGUCAUUUCGCCACCGGUUUUCGCCCCGACCACCUCAUCUGGUCCCUCCCGAACCUCCGCUCCGACCCCGACCUCGCCCUCGCGCUCCUCGACUGGUUCCGCUCCUGCAGGGGCCCCGUCCCAGCCGAGGCCCUUGCCAUCGGUGCCCACCUCUCCGUUGUCUCAGCUGACCUCUCUGGCGCACGCCGUUUGCUCCGCGACGGCCUACUCUCCUAUCGUAAUUUUGUUGGUCGGGUGAUCUACACCUACAAGUACUGGUCCUCCACCCCUGCCGUCUAUGAUUUGCUCUUCCGUGCCAUCGUUGAUAUCAAUAGGCUCGACGAGGCACGCGCCUUGUUCCGCCACUUGGUCACUUACGGAAUCAUCGUGUCCUCUGAUUCUUGUAAUGCGUUGCUUGCUCGUCUGACGCUUGACCAUUUGCAGAGUACAUUUGCCGAGUUUCAGGAACUUGGUCUUCGAUGGGACAGUAAGUCUCAUAACAUCCUAAUUCACAGUCUCUGCUGCGCUGGAAAGACUCAAGAAGCUCAUGAAGUCCUCCUUGGGAUGAAAGGCAAUGCGGAUGCUUCACCUGACGUCAUAACCUUUAGCACCCUCAUUCAAGGAUAUUGUAACGAAGGGGAGCUUCCUAGGGCCAUGGAGUUGUUCGAAGAAAUGAGCAACAAGGGCUUAGCUGCCAAUGCCUUUACAUAUAACAGUAUAAUCACUCUCUUAUGCAAGGAUGGUAAGUUAGUAGAUGCAGAUAGGAUGUUUGUGGAAAUGUUGCACCGUGGCGUAGCUCCAGAUCGUGCUAUAUAUACUACUCUGAUUAAUGGCUACUCCAAAAUCGGUAAUCUGAAUGCAGUGUAUCGGCUUGUUGAAGAAAUGAAGAAAAGCCAACUGGUUCCUGAUGCAAUGACUUAUACUUCAGUGAUAUAUGGACUCGCUAGGAGUGGAAAGAUGGCAGAAGCAAAUAAAAUGUUGCAAGAGAUGAUUAACAGAGGGUGGAAUCCUGAUGAAGUUACUUACACUGCAUUGAUUGAUGGCUACGGCAAGGAAGGAAAGAUCAAAGAUGCCUUUUAUCUCCACAAUGAGAUGCUUCGGGCAGGUUAUGUUCCAAAUGUAGUCACAUACACUGCAUUGGCAGAUGGCCUUUGUAAACACGGGGAGGUAGAGGCCGCCAAUGAACUCUUGCAUGAGGUGUCUGGAAAAGGACUAGAGCUCAAUGAAUUCACCUACAAUUCAUUGAUAUAUGGCCUUUGUAAAGUUGGUAAUAUAGAACAGGCAGUGCAGAUCAUGGUGGACAUGGAAGCGGCAGGACUUCGGCCAGAUGCUUACCCUUAUACCACUCUCAUGGACGCUUAUUGCAAAUCAGGCAACAUGGAUCAGGCCCACAACCUUCUUAGAGAGAUGCUGGACAGAGGUAUUCAACCUACUAUUGUUACUUUUAAUGUUUUGAUGAAUGGCUUUUGUACUGCUGGGUUGUUGGAGGACGGGAGGAGACUUUUGGAAUGGAUGGUCAAAAAAAGUAUAAUGCCAAACACGACAACCUACAACUCUCUUAUGAAGCAAUAUUCCAUGGAGAAAAAUAUGAAGACUGUGACAGAAAUCUACAAAGAAAUGUGUUCUGGUGGAAUAAUGCCUGAUGAGAACACGUACAAUAUUUUGAUCACUGGACAUUCGAAAGCUCGAAACAUGAAGGAAGCUUGUUAUUUCCAUUGCGAAAUGGUUAGCAAGGGAUUCAGUCUCAGAGCUACUUCUUAUAAUGCAUAUAUCAAAGGGCUUGUUAGGAAGAAAAAGUUCACGGAAGCUAGGGGAUUAUUCAAAGAGAUGAGAUCAAGAGGUUUUGUUUCUGACAGAGAUAUCUACAAUAUUUUCAUUGAUAUUAAUUACAAUGAACAAAAUGUGGAGAUGACACUUGAACUUUGUGAUGAGGCAAUGCAAAAAUGCUUUCAGGAAUCUGAGCUUUGAGAACAUGCAUUUGGUUUCAAACUGAAAAAUAUAAACUUCACAUGGAGUGAGCUUCUAUGACAUGCAACUGUUAUGUUGUAAGGAGAAGAAUUCAUGACAUCAAUGACAGCGAUUGAUGAUGGAAGAUCAUCUCAUCAACUUACGUGAUCAAUUGUCUCGUUCACAAGAUGUAGAGACUGCCCUGACAUCUUGUCAGAGUUGAUUAACAGGACGAUCGUGGACAUUGCCUCAGGUUACCUUUACUUCUACUCAGCCAUUCUUCAUAACCAAAUGACUUCAAUAAUCUGAAAAUUCAAUUGUUCGUUAACCAAUGAACUGAUAUCUGAAACUUUCAAAGAAAUCCAUAAAAGCCAUGGAGAACAUUUCAAAAGAUAUCAACCUCUGGGUAGAGCUGACGCCACAAACCGUUUAUGCCCCUUUAUUUGAUGAAAGAUAAAGAGACGUUUCCAACAAAGAUAAAAUGUCCAAAAACAUUUUACACAUUUGCUUCCGAGAGGUGAAAUUCCAAUAAUGAUCAUCAUGUUUAUCACAUGCGUUCCUUUCUAAUGGUGCGAAAUUAAUUCUGAUUUCAAGAUGAUUAAGAACAUGUCAUUUUUUUUUCAAUGUAGAUUAUGCUACAUUGCAUAUUGGAUGUUGCUCGACUUUUGGAUACAUUUGUAAUGUUAUAGUUUCAAGAGGUGUAAUAGUAAUUUUAUAUCAAUAAACUUUAUAAAAUAGUG
Molecule: messenger RNA, 2916 nt
Organism: Zingiber officinale
Lineage: Eukaryota; Viridiplantae; Streptophyta; Magnoliopsida; Zingiberales; Zingiberaceae
Product: pentatricopeptide repeat-containing protein At1g05670, mitochondrial-like
Exons: 3
Coding region: 23-2197 (724 amino acids)
Molecular function (GO): protein binding
Source: RefSeq, a predicted model, not a curated record